Mandrillus leucophaeus (drill) is the source of this 8588-nucleotide messenger RNA. It is a transcript of the gene RBM26, whose product is annotated as RNA binding motif protein 26. The transcript has 23 exons. Gene Ontology annotation, biological process: mRNA processing. Lineage: Eukaryota; Metazoa; Chordata; Mammalia; Primates; Cercopithecidae. Gene Ontology annotation, cellular component: nucleus. The coding region runs from base 546 to 3599 and encodes 1017 amino acids. Gene Ontology annotation, molecular function: metal ion binding; RNA binding. The record is from RefSeq and is a predicted model, not a curated record.
CGCAUUCUCCGCCGACCUUACGUCUCUUCCCAGCAGGCUCCAGGAACCACCGCGAGACUUCAUCAAUUAUCGCGAGAUUUAUCGGCAGCCAUCUUCUUGGGGGUGCUGGGAGGCAGGAAGACCCCCUGAAUCGUUCCCAUUGAGCUGCCCUUCGCCUUCGCUUUCUUUACUUUUGCCUUUUCGACGUAGCCAACAAGCACCUGGUCCCGAGGCCGAGAGAACGCCUGGGUCUAAGCGCGUGUCGCGCUUCCGGUCUGGGUAGAUUUGCUGGGGAAGAGGGAAGGGGGAGGGCCCGGGCAAACCGUUGCUGCUUCAGCCCGGGCCGGGGUCCGGGGACGGGGAGCUCCUGGCAUCCCGUGCAUUUGCGGCCUGCGGCGGUCCCUGCAGAGCUGUUCGCCGACCGGGGCCCGCGGGAACCUGCCACCGGCGCCUCCCACCGCGGCCCACGCGGGCGGCGCGCGGAGGAGGGGGCGGGGGCAGCGGCGGCUGUAGCGGCUGCGACCUGGGCGGGCGGAGGAGUGUGACGGGCCUUAGGGCCGCUGUGGAUGGUUUCUAAAAUGAUCAUUGAAAACUUCGAGGCACUCAAGUCCUGGCUCAGCAAGACUCUCGAGCCCAUCUGUGAUGCAGAUCCAUCUGCCCUAGCAAAAUAUGUUCUGGCUUUGGUAAAGAAAGACAAAAGUGAAAAAGAGUUAAAGGCAUUAUGUAUUGAUCAGCUGGAUGUAUUUCUUCAGAAAGAGACGCAGAUAUUUGUGGAAAAACUUUUUGAUGCUGUGAAUACAAAGAGUUACCUACCUCCUCCAGAGCAGCCAUCAUCAGGAAGCCUGAAGGUAGAAUUUUUCCCGCACCAAGAAAAAGAUAUAAAGAAAGAAGAGAUCACUAAGGAGGAAGAGCGAGAGAAGAAGUUUUCUAGAAGGCUAAAUCACAGUCCUCCACAGUCAAGCUCCCGAUACAGGGAAAAUAGAAGCCGUGAUGAGAGGAAAAAAGAUGAUCGUUCUCGCAAAAGAGAUUAUGAUCGAAACCCUCCUCGAAGAGAUUCAUACAGAGACCGGUACAAUAGAAGACGAGGGCGAAGUCGCAGUUACAGCAGAAGUCGAAGUCGAAGUUGGAGUAAAGAGAGGCUUCGUGAAAGGGACAGAGAUAGAAGCAGGACUAGAAGCAGAAGCAGAACACGAAGCAGGGAAAGGGAUCUGGUAAAACCUAAAUAUGACCUGGAUAGAACAGAUCCAUUAGAAAAUAAUUAUACUCCAGUCUCUUCGGUACCUAGUAUUUCAUCUGGCCACUACCCUGUACCUACUUUGAGCAGCACUAUUACAGUAAUUGCUCCUACUCAUCAUGGUAACAACACUACCGAAAGUUGGUCUGAAUUUCAUGAAGACCAGGUGGACCAUAACUCUUACGUAAGACCACCCAUGCCAAAGAAACGGUGUAGAGACUAUGAUGAAAAGGGUUUUUGUAUGAGAGGAGACAUGUGUCCUUUCGAUCAUGGAAGUGAUCCAGUGGUUGUAGAAGAUGUGAAUCUUCCUGGUAUGCUGCCUUUCCCAGCACAGCCUCCUGUUGUGGAAGGACCACCUCCUCCUGGACUCCCCCCACCUCCACCAAUUCUUACACCCCCACCUGUGAAUCUCAGGCCCCCAGUGCCACCUCCAGGUCCAUUGCCACCCAGUCUCCCACCUGUUACAGAUGAUAUUUCUUAUUCUUUGGUUUUGACAGGACCACCACCUCCACUUCCUCCUUUGCAGCCAUCUGGCAUGGAUGCUCCUCCAAACUCUGCAACCAGUUCUGUUCCUACUGUAGUAACAACUGGCAUUCAUCACCAGCCUCCUCCUGCUCCACCCUCUCUUUUUACUGCAGAUACAUAUGACACAGAUGGCUACAAUCCUGAAGCCCCAAGCAUAACAAACACUUCCAGACCUAUGUAUAGACACAGAGUGCAUGCACAAAGGCCCAACUUGAUAGGACUAACAUCAGGGGAUAUGGAUUUGCCACCCAGAGAAAAGCCUCCUAAUAAAAGCAGUAUGAGGAUAGUAGUGGACUCAGAAUCAAGGAAAAGAACCAUUGGUUCUGGAGAGCCUGGAGUUCCUACAAAGAAGACUUGGUUUGAUAAACCAAAUUUUAAUAGAACAAACAGCCCAGGCUUUCAGAAGAAGGUUCAAUUUGGAAAUGAAAAUACCAAACUUGAACUUAGAAAAGUUCCUCCAGAAUUAAAUAAUAUCAGCAAACUUAAUGAACAUUUUAGUCGAUUUGGAACCUUGGUUAACUUACAGGUUGCUUAUAAUGGUGAUCCUGAAGGUGCCCUUAUCCAAUUUGCAACAUACGAAGAAGCAAAGAAAGCAAUAUCAAGUACGGAGGCGGUAUUAAACAAUCGCUUUAUUAAGGUUUAUUGGCACAGAGAAGGAAGCACCCAGCAGUUACAAACUACUUCUCCAAAGGUAAUGCAGCCUUUAGUCCAGCAGCCCAUUUUGCCUGUUGUGAAGCAGUCAGUCAAAGAGCGACUGGGUCCAGUACCUUCAAAUACUAUUGAACCUGCAGAAGCCCAGAGUGCCACUUCAGACCUUCCUCAGAAUGUAACUAAGUUAUCUGUGAAGGACAGGUUGGGUUUUGUAUCAAAGCCAUCUGUUUCAGCAACUGAAAAGGUGUUGUCUACAUCUACUGGCCUAACAAAAACAGUUUAUAAUCCAGCUGCUUUGAAGGCUGCACAAAAAACCUUACUUGUUUCCACCUCUGCAGUUGAUAAUAAUGAAGCACAGAAAAAAAAACAGGAGGCAUUGAAACUUCAGCAGGAUGUAAGGAAAAGGAAACAAGAAAUUUUAGAAAAGCACAUUGAAACACAGAAGAUGUUAAUUUCAAAACUGGAGAAAAACAAAACAAUGAAGUCUGAAGAUAAAGCAGAAAUAAUGAAAACUUUAGAGGUUUUGACAAAAAAUAUUACCAAGUUGAAAGAUGAGGUCAAAGCUGCUUCUCCUGGGCGCUGUCUUCCAAAAAGUAUAAAAACCAAGACUCAGAUGCAGAAGGAAUUACUUGACACAGAACUGGAUUUAUAUAAGAAGAUGCAGGCUGGAGAAGAAGUCACUGAACUUAGGAGAAAGUAUACAGAAUUACAGCUGGAAGCUGCCAAGCGAGGGAUUCUUUCAUCUGGUCGGGGCAGAGGAAUUCAUUCAAGAGGUCGAGGUGCAGUUCAUGGCCGAGGCAGGGGGCGAGGGCGAGGACGAGGUGUGCCUGGUCAUGCUGUGGUGGAUCACCGUCCCAGGGCAUUGGAGAUUUCUGCAUUUACAGAGAGCGAUAGAGAAGAUCUUCUUCCUCAUUUUGCGCAAUAUGGUGAAAUUGAAGAUUGUCAGAUUGAUGAUUCUUCACUUCAUGCAGUAAUUACAUUCAAGACAAGAGCAGAAGCUGAAGCAGCUGCAGUUCAUGGAGCUCGUUUCAAAGGGCAAGAUCUAAAACUGGCAUGGAAUAAACCAGUAACUAAUAUUUCAGCUGUUGAAACAGAAGAAGUUGAGCCUGAUGAAGAAGAAUUUCAGGAAGAGUCUUUGGUGGAUGACUCAUUACUUCAAGAUGAUGAUGAAGAAGAAGAGGACAAUGAAUCUCGUUCUUGGAGAAGAUGAUUUGACUGAUCAUUGAUCUACAUAUGCUAGAACUCUACCUGUGUUUCAUUAGUAUUAUCUAAUGUACUUUUACAUAUUUGUAAAAACAAUUUUUGGUAAAAUGUGAUGAAGAUGGAUUUCACAAAUAGACAAAAAAGAAGAAAACUACCUUCUGAUCUUGUAUUUUGAAAGAUUGAUGUUUGCAUUUUAUUUCAGUAAACAAUUGCUAAAGACAUCACACUAGAAACAUAUGCAAUGUUUUUAUUACAUACUUCUACUGGACAUUACAGAAUUCUUUGGGUUCUUUGUAAUUUAAUGAAUAGGUCUGAAAACUUAUGACCAAUACUUGUUAUAACUUAGAGGAUUUUGUUUUAUUCCAAAUAAGGAAUGAAUUUGCAUUUAAAAUCUUAAUGAAUGUUUUCAAAACUGAAUAGAUAACAUAGUACUCUAACUAAAGUCUCCAAGUCAUGUAUUAUAAUAUUACAUAGUAGUAUGCUUAGGCUUUACUAUGUAUUAGCCUUUUGUUGGACUGUGUAUGUAUUUUACCAUAUGGGUUUUAAUGAUAAUGGUGUAUGACUGCUUUACAUGAGUCCUUAUGCAUCCGGAUGUUAUAAUAAAGUGGAAUGGUCUCUUAAAAAAAAAAAAAAGAAAAGAAAAAAGCAAUGACAAAAAAAAAAAAAAAAAAAAAGCCAAGACAAUGUUCCUUGAUUUAAAAAAAGAAAAGAAAAGAAAAGAAAAAACAAAAGAAAAAACUUAAAAUAGACCAUUCCAGAUGGUGAUCUACCCUUCCCCCCAAUUAUCACAAAAGGAGCUAUAAUCACUAAUUUAUUCUUAAUAAUAAUGGUUACUGGUACCCUUACAAUAAUGUACAAUCCAAUGUUUAAAAAUUAUACCACUUGAGUUUGGUUUGAUCCUAUAAAUUUUCAACAAAUGUCUUAAAAUUUAAAAGCAGGCUGAUUAGUUUGGAACCAGACUACAAGUAGAGCUAACAUUUGGUGAAUAAGAAAACAUCACAUUACAUUUUGGAUGUAUGAAAGAAAACUUGACCAUUUGAAGAUAAAUGAAUAAAGAAAUGUACUAUAGAUACUACUUUAGGAAAACACUGUUUGGUAAGUGUUCCAGUCUGAUAUUUUAAGUGUGUACUUCCUAUACUUGUAUAAAAAUCUUUGACGUUUGCAACAAUACUGUGAUUUUUUUAAGUGGAUUUCUUUUGCAAGUGAACAUGAUCAUUGCAAGUUGAUACAGCAGUUUCCAGGAAAUGAAUGCAUUCUUUGUAGAAUGGGGGUGGGAGAUUACAUACUUAUAUUUUAAAAUUCAUUUCGGUUGCAAGUGUUUCUGCCUCUCUUAAGAUGAUAGUGAUAAUAUUAAAAAAAUCACAUUUAAAAAAUUACUUUCUUCCAUAUUGGGGUCCUCACAAUCAAAAGCUGUUGUUCCACCACCACCAUAGUCUUCUGCCAGUGGAGUAACUUAAGGAUGCUGUUCUUUUGCUUCUUCCCCAUACCCCACUAAUUGGGGUUGAAGUUGUGUGUAUUUUCUUGAUGGUAACACUAUUUCAUAGAAAUGCUUUGCCUUGCAAUUCGUGUAUACGUUUAUAUUUAAAAUUUCAAAAUCAGAUUUCAGUUGUCAAAAUAGUGACUUUGCUGAAAAAGUCACUAUUUUUACUUAUAUAUUUAAAUCAAAGAUCUAUUUUUAUGUAGUCUCUUGUAUGUUGACUAUGUGCUAUUCUGAUUCAUUAGGUAAGUUUGUUUUCUUUUCUUUUUAGUAGUCGUGAAAGGUGCCAAAUUGGCAGAGGCUCACGUUUCUUCUCUUUACACCAAACAGCAGAGAGAGAUCAUCAUUGCCUGAAUUCCCUUAGCUUUGUGACUGCAAGAGCAAGACCAGUUCCUGUCUGGAGACGACUGUUACAAUAAUAUCAUCCUAUUAUUUUAUGUUCACUCUUUAUCAAUUUGAACAGAUGUUUACAUGUACUAUAAUUAGCAUUUUAUCUCUACAGUUCUCUAAGAGUACAUCUGAGUUCAAAGUGUAUCUGAAUGUGUGCUCUGACCUUAUUCUUAAAUGUUUUCUCCCUGUACUUUAUAGCCAUUUAUUUUUUAAACACCUUAAGAAGGAAUGAAAAAGUUCUCUUGGAUGACGUAUAUUCAGUCUGAGCCAAAUUGAGGAUUGUGUCUAGGAAAUCUGUAAAGCCAUAUACUACUGUGUUCAUUAGCAUGAACAAUUUAAAAUGAAAAUGAAUUAAAAAGUUAAACAUGAGUUUGGUUUUAAUUUUGGGGGGAUCUUAAGAUGUAUUUCUGGGAGUAGGAUAGCCACUUAAAAUAAUUUUGAAUAGAUGAUAAAGUACUUUUUUAUGUACUGUAAUAGCUUGUGCAUUUCUUCUGACUAUACUUUCUGAUGAUGUUGCCAAGGUCAUUUACCCAAAUAUUUUUUUAAAAAUUCUUAACUCUUCAAAGCCAACAAAAUAAUUUUCUUCCAAGUGACAAAUGAUAAUCUGUAGAUUACAAGUCUUUUAAAACUUAUUGUAUGUCUUAACAUAAUUUUUUCACAUUUUUUGGACUUUUCAAUCAAGACAUCAAAGACGACCUUGAAAGCAAGAGGAAAUAGUGUCGUGUGCCUAAAAUUGGUAAAGACUAGUUUUUACCCAUUUUAAGAAGUGUAUGUCCAAAUUAUUUAUAAGCAGUAUGGCUUAAUAUGGCUUCGAAUUACUUAUAAAGAAUAUGAUUAAAUCUCAUCCUAAAUAUGUACCCACAAUAUCCUUUCUAUAAUGGGCACCAUAAGAAAUGUUUUCACUUAGUUUCUGAGUAUUCCUUCAUAGAUUCUCAGGAGGCAUUUAAAAAGUUGGAAGCUAUAUUUGGUAGUAGCUAUAUUAGAAAAGUCCAAUUUACACUGAUUUUUAUUCACCCUCAUUUUUAUUUUUAUCCAGUCAUGCUACCUUUAUCACCUUUUAUUUUUUUUUUUUUUUUUUUUUUGGUGCAAAGCUGAAUAUUCUGCAAAUUUUUUUUCCCCUUGAGUAUGCAUUGCAUUUGUCAUGAAAAAUAAAAAGAAUGUAAUAAACACAUCAGUCAUAAUGUAAAUUAUCUGUUUUGAUCCACAUUGGUUGGACACAGCAUGGUUAAUUCUACGCUUGGUUAAAGAAAAUACAUCAUUUAGAAAGUAUUCUAAUAUUUUAAGGACCUGCACUUUUUUUUUUUUAGUUGUUAAGACUUCUGGUUCACAUUUGCAAACUAGCCACAGGGUGUUCAUUAAUAUUUUCCCAAAAUAGUUGAGUAUUUUUAAUUUUGAACAAAGAAUUUUCUGCCCUACUACAGUGGCUUACUGCUAGGGUAAAGACUAUUGUCUGAAGAUACUGUACUUGGUGUUAACAGUGUUGAUUGCUUAAUGGAUAUGGACCACAUGCCACUACCUGUAGCUUUGUCAUCCUGGUGUUUUUGUUUGGUUGGGUUUGGUUUUUCAUUUUUUGCUUUUAAAAUUAAAAACAAAGCAAAACAAAAUUGAAGAUACCAUUGAGAAUCAGAAGUCAAGAUGACUUAACUCUCACGAAGAUCACUGCGCUUUUUGAAAAUUGCUGUGAGAUCUAGUCAGUUACAUAUUUAAAAUCCCCAUAUGUUGAUUAAUUAAAGAUAAGGUUUUCAUUAUUUUCCUAAGUAGGAUUCUCAUGGAGCUAUUGUAGAUAACUGUACAGAAUCACUUUUGUGUAAUUGAAUGAAGCAGUUUCCUCUGCAUGAUUGCAUAAUGAAAGCCUUUUAUAUAUCUUUAUAUUUUUCAAUAUACUUAGAUUUUACACUAUUAAGCUGCUCUAGUCAUGCUAUAUUUGUUUUUUUAAAAAUAGAGUUUAUAAAUAUUUAUGCUCAAAAUACAGAUCAACUGAAUAUUUUUGGUCUUGUUUACAAGAUAAAUCAUACUUUAAAAUGAUACAGGCCCCUCAAGUGUCUUAGGAAAAAGUCAUUGGUGCUAUAAAACCUUUCAAUAUCAUUUUUGAACCCAUUGUUCAGACUCUGCUAGGUUUUAAUCUGAUUGCUUGUGAUUUUUGAUAAUGUAGCAGCAGCAUAAUUAUAAAAGUGGUCUCUGAUGUGUGGAUAAAGAGCUCAGCCCAUUAGAAACACUUUGUAAUUUAAGAAUAUGAUGCAAAAUGACCUUACAUUUACUUGUGCCCAGCUUCCCAAAAAGAAAAUUGUUUUGUUAAGAGGAAGGCAGUUAAUUUGGCUAGAAUCCAAAAACUCAUUCAGCAUGGCUGUUUUUCCCUUAUUUCAAAUGAAAAACUUUUCUAAUACUAAAAUACGUAAUCCUGCUUUGCUUUAAAUUCCCAUAUCCAUCACUCAAGAGGAGGCAUAGUGAUUCUUAAAUAUUCAUAGAACAUUUGGUGAGUUGUAAAGAGAUGUAUUAUUGCAUUGUAGGUUUUUGCAUUGAUGUGUCGAUUUUUUUGUUUUGUCCCCAAGAUUUCCUUCCAGCACCUUAAUGAAUGUUCACAUGAUAGAAUGUUUUAAGUAUCAGCAAAGCAUUCAUGGAUGCCUGCUUUUCAUUCUCAGAAGGUUAAACCUGUUUUGGGUGUGAUGCUACUUCAGAACAUAUUGUCUGGCACAAGAUUUCUUCUAAUAAGUGGUUUAUUUUAACUCAAUUUCUGUGGACUGUUGAAUUGAAAAACACCAAAGGAGUCUUCUUGUUUGGAGACUGGAUUGUUCCAGUUUUAAAUACCUGUGCCCAUAAGUAUCCCAUUUCAUGAAUGUGUGUUGGCAUGGGGAAAAAAUUUCCCUGCUCUUUGAGUGGAGCGAAAGCAAUUGGUUAAGCUGUAGCAGCUUUUUUGUUUAUUUUUUUAAAGUGAUAAUACAACUUGAACUGAAAAAAGAUAAAACUUGAACUAGAAAACUACUCUUGUAUGCUUAGAAUGUUUAUAGUAUUAAAUGUUUAUGUGGGGUUGUCAACAUUUUUAUUAUUUAUAGUUGAAUUAUGUUUUGUUAAAUCCAUAUUUAUUAUUUUUAUAUUUUGAAAAUUUUUAAAAUAAAAGUCUUACUAAAAACA